Molecule: messenger RNA, 414 nt
Organism: Penicillium concentricum
Lineage: Eukaryota; Fungi; Ascomycota; Eurotiomycetes; Eurotiales; Aspergillaceae
Product: EthD domain-containing protein
Exons: 1
Coding region: 1-414 (137 amino acids)
Molecular function (GO): oxidoreductase activity
Source: RefSeq, a predicted model, not a curated record
AUGCCUGUCAAGAUAUUAGUCUUUCUUUACCGUAACCCCCAUCUGUCACCGGAAGAAUUUAAGAAGCGCUACGAAGCGCAUGUCAAACUGGUCAAGAAGCUUGCAGGCGAAGACUUCCCCCUUUCUCAUCAUCGAAACUAUAUCGCCCGCACUGCGGUCGAAAUCCCUCCGGAUGGCUCUACUGCACGCAACGCCUUCACCCCGGCCACUAUACUCCGCGGGCGACAGCCAGAUUUCGACUUUGAUGCCUACGCCGAACUUACUUUCUCGGAUCAAGUUGCCUACCAGGCCUUUGCGGCCAAGAUCUAUGCCCCGGAUGCCGCUGCCCAGAUCACGGCUGACGAGGAUAAAUUUCUGGACCGGUUGAAGAUGGGAAUCGCCUUGGUAGGGGAGGUGAGGGUUACUGUGAAAUGA